Molecule: messenger RNA, 3595 nt
Organism: Aspergillus saccharolyticus JOP 1030-1
Lineage: Eukaryota; Fungi; Ascomycota; Eurotiomycetes; Eurotiales; Aspergillaceae
Gene: chsB
Product: chitin synthase class II
Exons: 6
Coding region: 222-3437 (1071 amino acids)
Cellular component (GO): cell periphery; cell septum
Molecular function (GO): chitin synthase activity
Source: RefSeq, a predicted model, not a curated record
UGAUUGCCUAACGUAUAUUUGUAUUGUCAAGAGCGAUUACCAAUCAGCCUUUAGGCUGCAAUUCCUGGAGCCGCAUGAACAGACUAGUCCCCCAAUAAAUCCAGAUAGCAGCCCUACCGAAGUGGACAGGCUCCUAGACAAGGCCGCAUCGAGCAUUGACCGUGCUACAGCGAUUGGCCGUCGGAGACUAUGAAAAAUUGAGUAUUGAGGAUAUAAUCACGAUGAACAACUCCUCACAACGGUAUAUACCGGCACGGAGUCAUGAGGAGGAGCCCCCGGCAUAUGGUUCCUAUGGUGAAGUCUCAUAUCUUGAUUCCUCGCCCGCGGCGUCGCGUCUGCAUGGAGCCACAAUGCGAUUGCUCCCAACGAGCUCGGCGGUAGAUAGUGAUCUGAGUGCAGGCACCGGCAUGACCUCGGAGUAUCACUAUGGUAAUUCAUUCACUGAUGACGCAGUAGCGGAACAACAGGAGCAGUAUGCCCAAAGCCAGUAUCGAUAUGACCCGGAUGGUUCCCCGUCCAGACCUGCAUCGAGCCUCCGACAUGCGCCUACCAUUCCCCCGCCUGUAGCAUCUACGGCCGACUUACCGCACUAUGCAUCUCGUCCCGUUUCACCCACGCGCCCUUGGUCACCAACCCGUGCGCCUAACUGGAGUGGACCGCCAGCACCUCCGUCGGUAGUCAGCUCACAUUAUGAGCGUGCAGACCUCAACGGGAGCCCCAGACCAGGAACCCCGAGCUCAAGCUACGGAGGCAGUCCGAGACGGCCAUUACCACCUGCGCCACUGUUUGCACCCCCGGCGGGCUACGACACGAGUAUACCUAUCGGCAACUCGGACGAGGAUGUCUUUGGCGGAGGCGGCCGCGCUUCCGAUCCCCAAUUCGACAACCGUGCCAGCCUGCAGUCGUUCAUGAGCGAGUCGACGAUCAUCACGGAUGACAAGGACGAAAUGGCUAAGAUUGACUUGGACGAUGAAUACGACGAACGCGGAGAACUGGUCGACCCUAACCUGCAUUAUGGUCCUCCCCCCGAGAAGCAGAGCCGUCGCGGUGUCCGAGAAGCCCAAAUGUCGAAGAAAGAAGUCCAGCUCAUCAACGGUGAACUUAUCCUAGAGUGUAAAAUCCCGACAAUUCUGCACAGUUUCCUACCUCGUCGAGAUGACCGAGAAUUCACUCAUAUGCGGUACACUGCUGUUACAUGCGAUCCGGAUGACUAUAUCCAGAGAGGAUACAAGCUUCGUCAGCAAAUUGGCACAACGAUGCGAGAGACCGAGCUGUUCAUUUGCAUUACUAUGUACAACGAAGAUGAAAUUGGCUUCACCCGUACCAUGCAUGGUGUCAUGCGGAACAUCAGCCACUUUUGUUCCCGGUCGAAGUCUCGAACAUGGGGUAAAGACGGCUGGAAGAAAAUCGUUGUGUGCAUUAUCGCGGACGGGCGCAAGAAGGUGCAUCCGCGGACCCUCAAUGCUCUCGCAGCUCUAGGUGUUUACCAGGAAGGCAUCGCCAAGAACGUUGUCAAUCAGAAGGAAGUGCAAGCUCACGUAUAUGAGUACACUACACAAGUGUCUCUUGAUUCGGAUUUGAAAUUCAAGGGUGCGGAGAAGGGCAUGACGCCAUGCCAGAUCAUCUUCUGUCUCAAGGAGCACAAUAAGAAGAAGCUCAAUUCUCACCGUUGGUUUUUCAACGCAUUUGGACGGGCUCUCCAGCCCAAUAUCUGCAUUCUUUUGGAUGUGGGAACCAAACCAGAGCCCACGGCACUGUACCACCUGUGGAAGGCAUUCGACCAGGAUUCCAACGUGGCUGGAGCUGCCGGAGAGAUCAAGGCGGGCAAGGGUAAGAAUAUGAGAGGUCUUCUGAACCCGCUGGUCGCGAGUCAGAAUUUCGAGUACAAGAUGUCCAAUAUCCUGGACAAGCCACUUGAGUCGGUUUUUGGAUAUAUUACUGUCCUUCCCGGUGCGCUCAGUGCAUACCGGUUCUUCGCUCUGCAAAACGACGCCGACGGCAAUGGACCUCUCAACCAGUACUUCAAGGGUGAGACACUGCACGGCAAAGACGCGGACGUUUUCACGGCCAACAUGUACUUGGCUGAAGAUCGUAUUCUCUGCUGGGAGCUGGUGGCGAAGAGGGAAGAGAGAUGGGUCCUGCGAUUUGUGAAAAGUGCUGUUGGCGAAACCGAUGUUCCUGAUACGAUCCCUGAGUUUAUCUCUCAGCGUCGGCGAUGGCUGAACGGUGCCUUUUUCGCGGCGGUGUACUCGAUCGUGAAUGGAAGGCAACUUUGGAAGACUGACCACUCGCUGGUCCGAAAGAUUCUGUUGCAGAUUGAGAGUUUCUAUCAGUUUAUGCAGCUCCUGUUCACGUACUUUGGCUUGGCAAACUUCUAUUUGGUAUUCUACUUCAUCGCUGGAUCGCUUACCGACAAGAAAAUCGACCCCUUCGGACAUAACAUUGGAAAGUACAUAUUCGUUAUCUUACGAUAUGCCUGUAUCCUUGUGAUGGCUCUGCAAUUCAUUAUUUCGAUGGGUAAUCGACCGCAAGGUGCCAAAAAGCUCUACCUGUCCGGUAUCAUUGUCUACGGUAUCAUCAUGUUCUACACCAUCUUCUGCACGCUCUACUUGAUUGUCAUCGAAUUCUUGGCCAGAUACGGUGGUUACACCAAGGUCACUGUUAGCAACGGGCUUUUCGUGAAUAUCGUCAUGUCCAUGCUUUCGACCGUUGGGCUUUACUUCUAUUCGUCGUUCCUUUACCUGGACCCCUGGCAUAUGUUUACCUCCUCCGCGCAGUACUUCAUCCUAUUGCCCAGCUAUAUCUGUACUCUGCAGGUCUAUGCCUUUUGCAACACCCACGACGUGACCUGGGGUACCAAGGGUGACAACGUAAUGAACAAUGACCUCGGAGCAGCACGGACCAUCAACGGGACCACGGUCGAGAUCGAGAUGCCAUCCGAGCAACUCGACAUCGACAGCGGCUACGACGCCGCCCUGCGUAACCUGCGCGACCGGGUGGAGGUUCCUGAGGCCCCUAUAUCUGACAGUCAACUGCAGGAAGACUACUACCGCGCCGUGCGAACGUACAUGGUGUCCAUUUGGAUGGUGGCCAACGUUGUCCUUGCCAUGGCCAUCUCGGAGGUGUACAGCCCGGAUUCGGGCGGCACGAACAUUUAUCUAUCGAUCAUCCUGUGGUCGGUGGUUAUCCUAGCACUGAUCCGGACCAUUGGUUCCACCACGUACGCAGUCUUGCUUGUGGUGCAGAAGAUCGUCGAGGGCAAGACCAAGUUCGAUGCGGGCAACCUCGCCAACGCGAGUGCUACAGCAAGCUCGUCGGGACGGACAAACACCACGGCCUAUCGGUACGGUGGGGGCGCGACAUUGAAGGACAAGUUCUCGGAGGCGGGUUGGACGAUGAAGAGGCAAUUGGGGAAAGCAAUGUUCUGGAGGAAGUAGAUAUUGUUUGCUCGGUCUAUAUGUUGAGAUUUUCUUUCUGUGGAUGUUUUCGUUUUCUUAUAUCCCCUGUGCAUGACUUGAUGAAAAAUGCUGUUACUGAUGCUUACUCACAUGUACGUAUUGCAUGAUGAUUGAUGGAUAACGGAUAAUAAUGGACA